Fusarium mangiferae is the source of this 552-nucleotide messenger RNA. RefSeq lists its product as uncharacterized. The coding region runs from base 1 to 552 and encodes 183 amino acids. The record is from RefSeq and is a predicted model, not a curated record. NCBI's taxonomy places the organism in Eukaryota, Fungi, Ascomycota, Sordariomycetes, Hypocreales, Nectriaceae. The transcript has 2 exons.
AUGGGGUGGGUCUUUCCCCUCCUGAGCUUCGCAUCACUACCUACACCCCUCCUCGCAAUAAGCUACUCUUCUCUUCGUUCACGCUGCCAUUCAAGUACCAGGUCAAGCGCAAUCUGGCAAGAAACCUAUCACUCGCCCACGCUAUUGCAGCAAUCGUUCAUAUCCAGCGUCCUGAAGAACAUCACGAUGGACCAUCAAGAAGGAUUCGAACAAGGAACUAUGGCACGGAAGAGAAAGCAUACCGAUGACCAGCAGGAUGACUCGAAGAUGAACUUGUUGAGCGCUGAGAACAAACAUCUGCAAGCUGAAAUCAAGCUCCUGAAGGACUGGCUGGCAGACCUACGCGACUCCAUCGCGAGUAGAGACAAGUUGGUCGGCGCGCUCGAAAAGAUGCUCGACACGGCUAAUAAAGAGAAUGAGCGGUUGCGAGAGAGUCAAGCUAAACCGAAGACUCCUGAGGAUACCAGAUCUCUGACCGAGCGGCUUCAAAAUCAACAUUUUGACGCAGCUCAUGCCCGUUUCUACCCCAAUGCCAGUACUAAGCCUAAAUGA